Messenger RNA from Orbicella faveolata, 1319 nucleotides. RefSeq lists its product as uncharacterized. Lineage: Eukaryota; Metazoa; Cnidaria; Anthozoa; Scleractinia; Merulinidae. The record is from RefSeq and is a predicted model, not a curated record. Gene Ontology annotation, molecular function: calcium ion binding.
AUGGACAAGUAGGUAACGUACCGUUCCGUGAGCUUUAAUCCUUGGUUUACAACGGGAAAGUGUGCGCUUAUGGAACGUUCAAAACUACGAUAUGGCUGGAACAUAACUCCGUUUCCGCUUGAAGGAGGUGUCGCCUAAGAGAGGUGGCCGUCAGCGAAAGUUUUAUCCUACUUAAUCACCGUUUUGAUGCUGAUGAAUUCCUGUCUGUUCUUUCUUAGGUUGUAAUACCACGAUAGAUUUGGUUUUCCUUGCUGAUGGAACAAAACACAUUAAGAGAUCGCAUUUUAAGAAAAUAAUGCGUUUCAUCAAGAACUUAGUCAAAGUGUUCCACGUCUCUCAACAAGGCACCCACGUUAGUUUGGUGUUGUACGGGGACGAUUCUGAGACAAUUUUCAAUCUAAAUGAUUACUUUUCCCUAACGGAACUCAACUAUGCACUCUCCAAGAUUAAAUCACCCAAGAAGAAGAAAAGAUACGUCGGUAAGGGCCUCAAACAUGUUAAAGACAACGUUAUUGCAAAACAUGGCCGUAGUGGCGUUCCUAAAGUCGUCAUUCUUUUGCAAAAUGACAAAUCAAAGGACGGUAUAGAGGAUAUCUCACAGGCGAUCAAAAACGACGAGGUGAAGAUAUUCUCAGUUGGCUACGGAAAUAAGAAGGUGAAGGGACAACUCAAAGAAAUUGCUUCCAAGCCAACGUCGCUGUACUACAAAUCUACGAAAUACUCCGAAAUUAAGACGGCUUACUUUGUACAGGAAAUGAAAGAAUCUGUCUGUAUGGCAUUAAAUCCUUGUUCAUCAUCCCCGUGCUUUAACAACGGCAGAUGCACUCCAAAAGGAGGUGGGUUUUCCUGUGCAUGUCAGCCAGGAUUCUCAGGAAGCAUUUGUGAACACGAAAUAUCUCCAUGUUUUCCAAAUCCAUGCGAAAAUGGCGGACAUUGCUACCAAUCAGGUGACUCGUUCACAUGCAGCUGUAAAGCUGGUUUUACAUCGGAAAACUGUGAAGAUGGUAAGGGUAUCAUGCAAUAACGAAGCCAAACAGUUCAUUAACUCUGCACUUAUAUGUAAUUUAUGUCUAUAAAAUGCAGGUUUGUUUUUGCAUCGAACACCGCAAAAUUGACGGAUGUAGUGCUCGUCUGCAUUGCAUCCAGCCAAAGUGUUCAAUUAUUCCGGAUCUUCUCCGGGACUAGGAUUAUUUCUUGUCCUCCAUGGAUGGGAUGCUUUGGGGUGCGCAGUGGCAACAUGGCUACUACGCUCGACUCCGGAUCGAUCGAUCCGGGUCGAACCCUGGCCGGGGACAUUGUGUUGUGUUCUUGGGCAAGAU